This is a messenger RNA of Aureobasidium vineae, 858 nucleotides long. Lineage: Eukaryota; Fungi; Ascomycota; Dothideomycetes; Dothideales; Saccotheciaceae. The record is from the annotation of a GenBank genome assembly.
AUGUCGACUCUAUCUUCUCCGGCUCUGAGCUUCUGCGACUCUCUUUCUUCGCCGGACCUUGAUGCCUAUUUGGACCGUCUUUCACCGCUGUCUCAACUACCAUCGCCCACAAUGAAGGAAGCUUGGUGGAGAGAAGAAACUCUUCACGGAAGACAUGACUCGAUUCUGCCCGACAUCUCGCCAUUGUUCGUCAUUGCUGCAGACGUACUUUGCAAUAUCACUUCGUGUGACAGCUGCAGGUCCAUCAAACCAUUGCAAACAAUGAUCACACGGUUCCUGAAAAACUCUCGAGUGCCUAUUGAGACCGUUGCUCUGGCUUACAAUAUCUUGUCUCAACCGGCCGUUGCGGCUAUGCAUUGCUGGCACAGCAACCCGGCUGGGUUCUCUUCCGGUCAAAUGGCAAAGAUCAUGCAAAUCCAUGGACCUGAAUCGGAUGCUUCUUGUCAGCGAGCUCUGGUUAUUCUUUCGGCGCUGAAUGUUGCAGUAUCCUUCACCGAGGACAAUCCUAGAAGCUUGUUCCAUUGGUCAAGACAGGUGGCUGGAGGCAUCUUCAGCACCGAGCAGAUCAACACUAUGAACCGUAUGGUUCUUGCCCAGCUGGAGUGGUCAAUUCAUCCCCUCGCUGCACCAACGGCGAUCGAGACAGCUCUUUCAGCUCUGUCAAUCCCGGAAGUUAUCACGCACGACAAACAUCCACCAUUCACACCGCUGGUUGUUGACNGGGAAGACACUCUCAGGUUAAUUCUCGGCCCACAAACGGUUAUCCAGCAUGGACUUGCGACACCUGAGCGAACACCCGACUGCAUACAUGGGGACGAUGAUUUGGUGCCGCGGUAUCUGCCUGCAACUGGAGAGUAA